Molecule: messenger RNA, 1788 nt
Organism: Lolium rigidum
Lineage: Eukaryota; Viridiplantae; Streptophyta; Magnoliopsida; Poales; Poaceae
Exons: 12
Coding region: 26-1504 (492 amino acids)
Biological process (GO): SNARE complex assembly
Cellular component (GO): lytic vacuole; endosome
Molecular function (GO): SNARE binding
Source: RefSeq, a predicted model, not a curated record
CCGCCGCUCCCCUCCCGUCGAAUUGAUGAUGGCGUCUCGGCGGGGCAGCAGCGGCAGCAGCUGCUGCGCGCUCUGCGAGGGAUCCAACCUCCACUCCUGCUGCGCCGCCUGCGUCAACACCAGGCUCUCCGAGUACCACACGAGGCUGCGCAUGAUGAGGAACCUCCGCGACUCCCUCCAGACCCGCAUCGCCGCGCGCCUCGAGGCCAAGAGGAAAGCGGAGGAGCAAAGGAGCUGGAAGAUGAGCAAAGCUCACGACAUCAAGGAACUGAGGGACCGGCUCAGCGAACUGACGCGCCGAACUGCGAUAGAGAAGAGGAAGGUUCAGCAGGCAUCGAGCGGUAACAAGACGAAGAUGGAUUCGUUGAGCUUGGGUAUCAUCACGCUGAAAACGAAUCAGGCCGAUUCAUUGACGAUGCACACCAACGCCAUGAAAGCAGCGCAGAUGGGUCUUAUGGCAACUACAUCCGAACGUCUCAAAAGGCAGUCCAAAGCUAUAAAGCAGCUUUGCAGAUUGUUCCCGAUGCGGCGAGCUAUUAUAGAAGGGGAAAAGAAGGAUGGCCAUAGUGAUCCAUAUGAUGCUAUAUGUGGUAUUCGUCUACCUCGUGGUCUCGAUCCACAUUCAGUACCAUCAGAAGAGCUAUCAGCUUCUUUGGGGUACAUGCUCCAAGUCCUCAGCAUUGCAAUUCCUAUCCUAUCCGCACCAGCCCUCCAUGUAGCGGGCUUUGGGGCUUCAUGUUCCCGUAUAUGGCAACGGGGUUCCUACUGGAGCACACGACAAUCCCAGAGCAAGGUUUACCCACUUUUCGUGCCUAGGCAAAAUAAUUGCUCUGUUGGCGAGGAAAAUUCAUGGACAGAAAGUGGUUCGGGUAACUUUGGUGUUGACUCUGUGGACUCUGACAAGAAAUCAUUUCUUGACUCCAAGAGAAGCAAUAGCUUUAACUUCUCAGCCGCAUCUUCUCACUCCAUGGAGAGGCAUCAAGACCUGCAAAUAGGAAUAGCGCUACUGAAGAAAAGUGUUUCUGCCGUAACUGCGUACUACUAUAACUCAUUGGGCUUGGAUGUGCCAUCCAACCUUUCUACUUUUGAUGCAUUUGCAAAGAUGCUUCAUAUGUUAUCAUCCUCAAAGGCCCUUCGAGCUGCUCUUGAAUCAAAUAUAGCGUCAAGAUCAGAAAAGCAAGCACACCAGCUGAACAGAUCAAUAUGGAAGGCGAGUUCGGCCAUCUCAUCUAACAGCAGUAUGAUGGACAGCACACACACUGCUAUCAUGCCGAGCUCUCUAGACAACCUCCUCCUGAACUCCAACGCGAGCUUCCUGUACACCGGUAAACCACCAAAGCAUGGUGGAGCAGUAAACAACAUCUCAGAUGGCUGGGAUAUGGUAGAGCGUGGCUGGGACAUGGUAGAGCGUGAGAUCCUACCGCCGCCACCAUCCCAGGCCGAGGACAUUGCGCAGUGGGAAAGAGCGCACACCUUCCCUCACAGUGGUGCCAAGAAGAAGUAACUUUCAGCUUAUGUACUGAACUACUGAUAGAAACUAAGCUACCAGAACACUGCUGCUACUGCAAGAGUUUCAGCUAGGUGGAUACAUCCUGCAUGGAUGUCUGAUGAUAUGGUUUUAGCUUAUGUACAGAGACGGAAGUUAAGCCAGAACCUGUGAGUUAUGCCGAGAGGGGCAUCGUAGGGUAGGACGGAUGAGCUCUCAUCUGUACAGCGACUGUAAUUUGUAAAUAUAUAUCUGUAUAGUAUUUACAGCAAUGAAUAAAUCUUGCUGAAAUGUUGCUGUUC